Molecule: messenger RNA, 4504 nt
Organism: Megachile rotundata (alfalfa leafcutting bee)
Lineage: Eukaryota; Metazoa; Arthropoda; Insecta; Hymenoptera; Megachilidae
Source: RefSeq, a predicted model, not a curated record
CCUUGUUAUAUACAACACGAAUUACAUCCCUGUAUGUUCGCGGGUCAUUAGUCUCGCAAUAAUUAUGUAUUUAAUUGCGACGCAGAGGUUUCUUAGUAAAGGAACAACAGCAAGAAAUAAAGAAUUAAGAUUUAUUGACUAAAAGUAGUGAAAAAUCAUAUGCAUUUAAAAAAAUAUAUAAUGAAAACAUAGAUUCGAUAGAAUUAGACGUAAAAUAUGUGAACGAGUUGAAGUGUAGAUGCCUUCAGCGGCAGCUGUAAUGGCGGUUGUCGGGAAAGUACGGACGCACGCGUUAAAUGUUUCAAGAACAAAAUAGCCAACAUUCUGUUUAAGCCCGAAUAAUUCUGGUCUUCUGGCAAUCACAAGAUUUUCUAUAAUCGUAAUAUUUUACAUGUUUAGUGAUUACUUUCAUAAUGUCAGAAGAAAACAAACAUACUUCGGAAGAGACCGAAUCAGACAUGAAUACGGAAGAUCACAGCAAGGAACAAUCGAAAAGUGAUACAAGUAUGUUAAACAAUGAAACUGAACAGCCUAUGUUAGAAGACGAAGAAAUGCCGACGUAUGUUAGCGUAUCAAGUCCAUCGAGACGCGACGAUUCAGAUGUUAAUAACACAAAACAAAAUAAAAUACCUGUAGAAGAGGAUCACAGUCGAAGUCCUUGCCCUAGCGACGAUCAAGGAGGUGGUAGUAUUUAUGUACUAUCCUCUGGAGAAGAAAGUAAUCACCCCUAUAAUGAUGAAGAUGAAGAUGAUUAUGGAGACAGUGACGACAUGGAUGAAAUGGACCUUGAAAAUGAACACGAAAAUGCGAUGUUAGAUGAUGAAGAAGAGGAAGAUGACGAAGAUGAUGAUGAUAGAAAUCCUCUCAGAUUACCCAAUGAAGAUGAUGAGGAUAUAGAAACAGAAUAUGAUCAAGAAUAUUUUGAUAGGGUGUCCGAUGAUUUUAUUUUAAAUAAUAGAUUAAAACAACAUCAUAAAGAAAGAAGUUUGUCGUUGCAAGAUCUGAGUAUUUGUAAAAACAAUAUCCAUUCACCAUAUAGUAAGAAAAGGCAUAGUCUAAAUAUUGUUAGACCAAAUUAUCUUAAAUAUCAACAUGUGGAAAGUAAAGUGAAGCAAUAUAUAAGAGAUAUAAAGAAACAGAAUAGAAAGUCUAUGGAAAAACGUAUUAAAGAACAAGAAUUUAUAAUAAAUAAAAAUUAUGAUGAGGAUGAAAACAUUGACAGUGAACAAGUAAGAGCAACAGUUACUAACAAAAUCAUAAAAGAUUAUGCACAGAAGGCUAUUAAAGACUUGCAACAUGAAGAAAAUGAAGGUACUAAUUUAGUUUAUAAUAUAGCACAAAUAGUAAAAAAUGGUGAAAACAAUAAAACUGACAAGGUAAUUGAAAAUCAAUUUAAACAUGUUCGAAAGGAUUCUGAAUAUACUAAUACCCAGAAUGAAAAACGUGCACAAAACAGUGAUGAUCGGUUAGAAAAACGAAAUGGUUCUGUAGACAUUAACGUACAUCAAAUUGAAUAUCAAAAUACCCUAGAUAGAAAUACUAAGUUUAGUAACAUAAAUCAAUCUUCUCUAGUUAAUGGUCAUGAACAAACCCCUGCAUUUAUCAAUCUACGUACAGUAACUUAUGAGGAAUAUAUGCAUGGUACACCAAAUACUGUACAGAAGGAAGAAUUAAAUGAGCAAAAACAGAAAAACGUGAGUGAAGUAUAUAAUGAAGCAGAAAUGAUCACUGAACAAGAAAUCGAUAAUAGCGAUACAAGUUGUUCUUUAAAAAUCGAAAAUGUGAAGAGUAUUAGAAUGAGUCAUGAGGAAUCGAGUAAUUUGAAUUUUGCAAAAAUAAAUGCAAAUGAAAAAAUGGUUGCAGAAAACAAAGAAAUUAUUCAACUCAAAACUCAACUGAAUCAAAAAGAUGCACAGUUUCAUAAUUUGAAGGAUGCCUAUCAGAAAACCCUGGCAGAGAAUAUAAAGAUGAAACAAGAAUUAGAUGAGCUGAAAAAAUCCUUAGCAAAAUAUGAAAAUGAAAACAAAACGUGUGAAACAAAAGUAGCAUCUGUGCAGACUGAGAACGUUGAAAAGUCUGUAGACAAUCAAGAAACUGUAGCCAAAGCAGAAACAGUUAAAAAAGUAUCCACCAGCAGUGUCGCGUCGACAGCAAGUUCUUCCGAUCAAUGGGCGGAAAGCGCUUACAGUCCAGCUGUAUCCAUCAAACCACCAGAUAUAACAUCAAUCCUCAAUUCUGAUGACAGUAUAGUACUUACCAAUGGUACUCCAAGAAAACUAGCACAUCCAUUGUCUCGAACAUUCAUCACUUCGUCCCGAAUUUUACAGACUCUUUCUAACAUAACACAAAGCAAAACAAAAGUGGAAAGUCCUUUGGUACGAAAUACCAAGAAACGGUCAAAUGAAAAUUCAACGGAUCAGUUGUUGAAUUUACAUUACAGUUCUCCAAUUCAUACGUCAAGUUCCAAAAAACGAAAGGCAACAGAAAUGCUCGGUAGUGCCGCUUUUACUCAACCUUUCAAAAUUCCUCACACAACUGUAGAACCAGACAGAAAAAAUAGUACUGACGCUACCACUGUAGAAUUUAAGUACGUCGAGGAACAUCCAAAGUCUAAAUCAGAACAGGAGCAGAGUGCAUCUGUUAAUAAAAAUGGCAAUGCCUCUACGUCUGCAGAAGUUAAAACGGAAGAAACAAUUGAUCAGAACGGUGUAAAGUGUUUCAUAUACGCAGAGGAUGAAAAUACUAAGAAUAGAAGUUUCUUAAUUCAAGCAGAAGAACCGACAAAAGAUGGAAUAAAUGACAAGAAUCGGGUGCAAGAAUGUGGUCCAUAUUUAUUAGGUAAUCUUGAAGUAAGAAUGUCUGAAAUAAAUGGUACAAUUAGCGUUUGGGGUAAAGAAGUGAAUCGGGAACCUGCGAACGAUAACGAGGAUGAUGCGGAAGUAUCUGCCACAAUGUCUGAGAAGAAAUCGUAUGAUUGUUGGCAUAAUACACCUCAAAUGAGAUUUAACGAGAGCCCGCUGGUUUGUUCAACCAGCAGAAAACUGAAAAUUCCAUGUAGGUUCAAUAAAUCUAACAGUUCUCAAUAUCGUCGGUCUUUGCCCGUGAACGCGAUGAGAACGUCUUCCUUAGGAGACGAUUUAAGCGAUAAGUUACGUAUGGAUCAUUCUUUUAGUCUAAACAAUUGUGUUCCUUUUUGUGAAAACUGUGAUUCUCCGAAAUAUCCUGACGAAUGGCCAAUUUAUAAAGGUGCUUCGAGUUCACAAGAAAAAGUACAUUCCUGUUGUAUACACGGUACAGAAUUUGUUGACGAAGAACGUCAUUGUGAUGUGCAUCACGAGAAACAGAAAUACGAUGUUAGUCCUAAACAUAGUAAAACUAAGUUUUAUAGUAAGGGAAUUCGAAGGAAUUCAUACAAAAAUACUUUUAUACCAGAUACAAAAAAUCACUUACACGAAAACAGUACGAACAUCGAGACAAACGAAACAACUUGCAAAUGCCACGCUCGUCGUUCAUUUCAGAAUGUAGUCGAUAAUGCUGCGCAUUCGAAAUACUGUAAUCAUGUUAGAAACAUCUCUUAUACGUGUAAAUCGUCUUUGGAUAACGCAAGUAACCAUGAGACUUCCGAGAAACAUACUUGUUCUCAUAGUAUUUCAAACGAGGAUGAAGAAGACCCUCUUAUACCGUUCAAGCGAUCUAAUGAAACGCCUGAGACCAGACAACGAAGAUUAAGUGGUAAAAAGGUGCGAGGUAUCCUUAUGGAUCUCUUGAGAGGAUGUGGAGAUUGUCGUAGUAACAGUGCUGCCAAUUUAAGUAAAAACGAACAACACUCGAAACAAGCACAUACUUCACAUGUUCCACCACAAAUUAAGAUUUCAUCUCCUAGCCACGAACCUACAUCUUCAGGUUCUACACAGUGUAAUGAAAGAUGUUGUCAUGCAUACGCGCAACGAAUCGAAUCUCAACUUGAAGAGUUCCGAAUGGAAAUGGAAAGAGUACGAUCACGUUCCGAUGCAAUCCUCGAUAUGCUCAAUAUGCUUCACUCUGUGGAUAUGAACUAAUGAAAUUUACCCAAUUUUAAAUAAGUGCUUUUCCUUGUACAGAUCACUUUCUUAAUUUUUUUUAAGUCGGAAUUCACUGUCGACGAUUUUCCUUAUUUACCUCUCGAACUUCAUCGCAUAUAGGAAACGCCUGUUCAAUUUAUUAAAGUGACAUACACUCGAAACGAAAGAAAAAAUCACCACGUUGUAUCAGAUACACAUUUGUAUUAUAGAAGUUCGAUUUCGUGUCGUUGAUAAAUGUGAUAUAAAAUGAAAAACAAAUUUGGUAUGAUUUUUAUAUCGUACGAACAUUUAAUACUUUUCUUCUUAUAAUUUAACUAGAGAAUUUUUGUUACAUUCUAGACCAACAAUGUUUGAACAUGUAAUUUAAGUAACCGAGUGAGACGACGAUCAUCGCCUCAUCAAACUUUUAUUUCGAUAUCAAUAAAAUACUGAGUAAUUUCUUA